AUGGCUGAGCAGCAGGGCGGGGAGCCUGAGUGCCCUGUCUGCUGGAACCCCUUCAACAACACGUCCCACACCCCCAAAGUGCUGGACUGCUGCCACUCCUUCUGCGUGGAAUGCCUGGCCCACCUCAGCCUGCUGACUCCAGCCCAGCACGGGUUGCUGUGCCCACUCUGUCGCGAGCCCACCGUGCUGGCCUCCGGGCAGCCUGCCACUGACUUGCCCACAGAUACUGCCAUGCUCACCCUGCUCUGCCUGGAGCCCCACCACGUCUUCCUGGAAGGCCAUCAGCUCUGUCUCAAGGACCAGCCCAAGAGCCGCUGCUUCCUGCGUCAGCUCCGUGGGAACCAGACUGAGGACCCCCAGGCCAUGGCCCCGACCACCACGCGUAGGUCCAAUCGCAUCCCCACCUUCUACACCCUGAGCGAGUGUUUACAGGACCCUGAGCUCCCGAUCGCUGCCUACCUGAUGGCUGCCAUCCUCAGUGCCACUCUACUGUCCCUCUUCUUCAUCUUUUGGGCCAAGCAGUCCCUUUGGGGUAUGCGGUGA
This is a messenger RNA of Eptesicus fuscus (big brown bat), 543 nucleotides long. RefSeq names its product ring finger protein 183 (gene RNF183). The record is from RefSeq and is a predicted model, not a curated record. Gene Ontology annotation, biological process: protein ubiquitination. Gene Ontology annotation, molecular function: ubiquitin protein ligase activity. NCBI's taxonomy places the organism in Eukaryota, Metazoa, Chordata, Mammalia, Chiroptera, Vespertilionidae.